Volvox carteri f. nagariensis is the source of this 1533-nucleotide messenger RNA. RefSeq lists its product as uncharacterized. Gene Ontology annotation, molecular function: protein binding; GTPase activator activity. The coding region runs from base 1 to 1533 and encodes 510 amino acids. The transcript is spliced from 11 exons. The record is from RefSeq and is a predicted model, not a curated record. Lineage: Eukaryota; Viridiplantae; Chlorophyta; Chlorophyceae; Chlamydomonadales; Volvocaceae.
AUGCUUCGUUACAUUCUUUUUUGUUUGAUUGACUUGGACGGCUUUCAGGAGCUGAUUCUGUCCGGCAACCAGCUUGGUGACCAGGCCGCGCGCGAGCUGCAUGGGGCCUUCAUCAAGGGGGGCCUGCGGGAGCUGCAGGUGCUCCACUUGCAGGACAACCCGCGAAUCGGCUGUGAUGGUAUUGCAGCGCUGUCCCAGGCCUUAUCGGCCCUGCCGUCUCUGGAGCAACUAGAUGUGUCCAGAUGCUACGUGGGGGAUGAGGGCGCUAGAUAUCUGGCCAAGGCUGUGUCAGUGCACCCGUCUCUGGCGUUGCUGGCCCUGGACAACUGCAAGAUCCGCGCGGAGGGAGCGGCCCACUUGGCAGCCGUGUUAGGUGGGGUCCCCUCGGAAGGUCGGGGAGCAGCAGGAGCUGGAGCCCCUCCACCUACCGGGGCAGCAGCGCUGGCGGCGGCACUGGGCUGCAACACCUGCUGCCUGACCGAACUGGACCUGCGCGGCAAUGGGGUGGGGCUGGCGGGAUGUAGGAGUCUGGAGGCGGUGCUGCGGGAGCGAAACACGCGGCUAAGGAGGCUCGAUAUGACGGGAAACGAAAUGGAGGAGGAGGCGCUGAAGUGCGAUACCCCGGAGCACCACAUAGGUGCGGCAGAAGAUGUCUUCCAGUUCUACAAGAGAAAUUCCUCGAAAAGGCCAUAUGGCAACAUAAAUGACCCCCUUUCUUCACCCCCGUGUGCAAGGGCAGGCGCUGGAGAACCUCGCAGCAGCAGCUGCACCCCGGAGUGCCCAAACAGCCGUGUGGCCAUGUGCUUCGGGAGCAGCCGCUUCACGAACCGAUGGGCCAGCGGCGGUGGCAUGGGCACCACAUUGUUCCGGGACACCUGCAUUGCAGCCACUAGCACAGCUAGCGCCAGUGGCCAGCAACAUGGACAGCGGGGGCAGUACCAAGGCACGGAAUUGGAGCAGCCGAUUUCUGCUUUGGCAACACUGGUUGGGGGAAAAGCUGCCUUGUCGGGGACCGGUUUGUUGGAGUCGAGCAUUGCCAGUGGAGCCGCAAUGGCCUCCGUCGCCACAGGUGCAUCAUCGGAGUCAGGGGCUGGUGAAGCAGCCAGUGCUCUCAGUGAGGAACGCAACAAGAAAGUCAACGGCGCCGUGCGGUUGAGAUGGACACAACAGCCGUUGUCACUGCCGCCGUGGCCGCCGCAGCUGCUGCUGCCGCCAGGACAGCCGUACCGUCCACCCCCUGUCAAAUCCAAGGUGUAUAUGCACACAUUUAGUGAUGGUAAUGAUAAGAGGUGCCCAACCCCUUCGAUUUCUAUUGCCGGGACAUAUGAUUUCAUCUCCCCUUGUGCCGGACGCGCGCCCCUGCGGAGGUCUUGGUACCUGCAAGUGUUGCUUCUCCCAUUCCCAUGUAUUGCCCUCACGUACAAUAAUGGGGGCCACCCGCUGCAGUACACGGCGUUGGAUCUCGGGAUCUGCCAAUAUAGUUUGGACAAACUCACGCACGAUCUCGUGGCGCAGACUCUCCGACUGCUGUGA